AUGGACAGCGGGCUGACGGGAGCAGAGAAGGAGAAGGGCACACGAUGUCUCAUCCGCAUGGAUCCCGCGACACAGAAGACGACCCUCCUCGCACCCGCCGACGAUGAAAACACUUCAAACACACGCCGAACCUAUGACGACAAGGAGUUCACGUUUGACCGCUCAUACUGGUCGCACGACGAGUCGGAUCCCCACUAUGCACACCAAGAGGACGUCUACCGCUCCUUUGGCGAGGAGUUCCUGGACCAUAACUUUGAGGGAUACCACACGUGCAUCUUCGCCUACGGCCAGACGGGCUCUGGAAAGAGUUACACCAUGAUGGGCACCCCAGACAACCCAGGCUUGAUCCCACGCACGUGUGAGGAGCUCUUUGACAGAAUCGCACACGAGCCACGGCCCGACACAAGCUACCAUGUGCAGGUCUCCUACUUUGAGGUGUACAACGAGCAUGUGCGCGAUUUGCUCACUCCACGCACAACCCCUCCCAUUUACCUCAAGAUCCGCGAGAGCCAGAAAGAUGGCGUCUACGUCCAAGGCUUGACCGAGACUGAAAUCAAGUCGUAUGCCGAUAUUGAGCGCCUCUUGAGAGUCGGCGACCUGAGCCGAACAACUGCCUCCACCAAGAUGAACGACACAUCAUCGCGAUCCCAUGCUGUUUUCACUAUCCGACUCAGGCAGAUCACUCACUCGUUGCUCUCGGAUGAAACUAUUGAACGUACCUCUCGCAUGCGUCUCGUUGACCUUGCAGGUUCGGAGCGCGCCAAGUCGACAGAGGCCACCGGCCAGCGCCUGAAGGAGGGAGGACAAAUCAACAAGUCGCUCACGACGCUUGGUCGUGUUAUUGCUGCCCUUGCAGACCCUCGCCGGCAAGGCGCCAAAGGACGACGACCGCGUGAAGUGGUCCCGUACCGUGAUUCGGUUCUGACUUGGCUUCUGAAGGAUUCUUUGGGCGGCAACAGCAAGACUGCCAUGGUCGCUUGUAUCGCGCCUGCAGACUAUGAGGAAACCCUGUCAACGCUACGGUACGCCGACCAAGCGAAGCGUAUCCGCACCCGUGCUUUAGUCAAUCAGGACAGCAUAUCAGCUGCGCAGCGUGAUGCGCAGAUUACGGAGAUGGCAGAGCAGAUACGCAGUCUACAAGUCAGUGUCAACGCUGCGAGUCAGCGCAAAAGGGAGGAGGCUACGGAACUCGAAGAAUACCAACGUCAAGUCGCGCUGAUGCAGAGGCUGAUGGAGGAGAAUCGGCAAAUGUCAGCGGCGAAGAUCAGAGCACUCACUACCGAGGUCGAAGAGCUCCGCCCAGCAAAUACUGCAUUACAUGCUGAGAUUGACUCCCUGCGUCGCCACCUAGCUCUUGCCCUGGGCGAACUCAAGAAUCCUAUCGUGCUGCCUCCGCCCCGUUCGCUUGGCUCGCCCAACUUUGAGCAGGAGGACUGGUUUGGCGAAGGAGACGGUAAUGAGAAAUCUGUCCCCGCACCCCGCGAUGAUGAAGGCAGUGAUGAUGACUCAGACUCAGACUCAGGCUACGAUGAAGGAGAUCACGAUGAGCUGGCGCAGGAGCUGCAAAACGAAGCACAGGACUUCUUGAAGGACCUGGGCCUCUUCCGGAAGAAGGUGGGCAGCGACGUCGAGCGAUUUGGUUUGAAGGAGGCUCUGGCUGAAAUGAUGGGGCAUUGA
This is a messenger RNA of Parastagonospora nodorum SN15, 1677 nucleotides long. RefSeq lists its product as hypothetical. NCBI's taxonomy places the organism in Eukaryota, Fungi, Ascomycota, Dothideomycetes, Pleosporales, Phaeosphaeriaceae. The record is from RefSeq and is a predicted model, not a curated record. The coding region runs from base 1 to 1677 and encodes 558 amino acids. The transcript is spliced from 2 exons. Gene Ontology annotation, biological process: microtubule-based movement; mitotic spindle organization. Gene Ontology annotation, molecular function: ATP binding; microtubule motor activity; microtubule binding.